GACAGGCUCAAACACAAACUAGAAGAUAGGUUAUAGGUUCUUAGUGAGUAAACCCGUACGAUGUCGCAGGAGGAUAGUUUCCAGAAGAGCGCAGCCAAGUGCCGCAAAGAAUUUGACAUUAUUUACGAGCAGCUUCCAGUGCUGCUAGAGAAGAUGGACAUUCUAUUUCCUACGGGGAAGAAGACCGAAAGCUCCGAGCCGGAGAACAAAUCUGAAACAAAGAAGGUGGUCGCCCCGCUGCCAGCCGUGACGCCGGAGGAAAUAGGGGAGGGCUACAAGGAUCUGGAGGAGAGCAUCAAGGGAUUCAUCAAGGAGCUGGACGAGGCUGCGAAGGAGACUGAAGCCACGAGCCAGCCGGAAACGCCACCUUCAUCAGUGGAAGACGAGUCAUAAUCAAGAGCUGCAGCAGCACAAGGAGGCGGCCUGGAUCUGCAGGAGGAUCAUAAUUUCUUUCGUUCAUGUUUCUCAGUUUUUGGUUAAUCAUCUGGAUGUUGGAUAACAGUUUAGCUGUUCUCUCGUAUGUUGUGAUUCCAAAUCGGGCAACUACUAGCGUGUGUUCGUAGCUCUC
Molecule: messenger RNA, 568 nt
Organism: Sorghum bicolor (sorghum)
Lineage: Eukaryota; Viridiplantae; Streptophyta; Magnoliopsida; Poales; Poaceae
Exons: 3
Coding region: 61-393 (110 amino acids)
Source: RefSeq, a predicted model, not a curated record